This is a messenger RNA of Capsaspora owczarzaki ATCC 30864, 4796 nucleotides long. RefSeq lists its product as hypothetical. The record is from RefSeq and is a predicted model, not a curated record. Gene Ontology annotation, cellular component: intracellular membrane-bounded organelle. Gene Ontology annotation, molecular function: phosphatidylinositol binding. NCBI's taxonomy places the organism in Eukaryota, Filasterea, Ministeriida, Capsasporidae. The transcript has 5 exons. The coding region runs from base 78 to 4667 and encodes 1529 amino acids.
CUUUUUUUGCUUUUUGUCUGUCUAUUCUUUGCUUCGAGUUUGUUCCUUUGUCAGGGGGAAAGGGAAAAGCCGGUCGCAUGGUCGACAGCAAGCCACGGAGUCGAAGCACGCACGGUCGCGCACCGGCAUCCACCGAUCAUCACGCGCGCCAUCGGCAGCAUCACCACAGUCACCAUAGCACUGGUGGUAGUCAUAGUAGUAGCAGCAGCAAUCCGAACAGCAGUAGUAGUACGAGCAAUACGAGUCGUAGUCACCAGAAUCAUCCCAAUGCGAAUGCGAACGUUUCAUCAUCACCACCACCACCAUCACCACCACCACCACCAGCAGCAGCUUCAUCAUCAUCAUCAUCAUUGGUCCCAUCACCAUCAGCGUCAGGUUCGGCGUUGUCGCUGUCCUUGUCGCUUUGGCUGCGGUUCGCAUUGGCUCUGUUUCUCAUUGCAUUGGCGCUGAGCCUGUCGCCGUUCGCGCCGCAAGUCAGUCCAGACCCAUCCACCACGACCACGACCACGACCACGACUGCCAUCAGCUCGAGUGAUCAUCACUCUUAUGCAGACUGGCGCUGGUGGGCAGAGUGGCUUCCGUUGCCAAUCGUCGCUCCGUUCUGGCUGCUGCUCCAGGCGCACUACCGCACCACGAUGACUGGUACCGCCGCCAUUGCUACUACUGCGACAACUGCCACUGAUAAUGCCACUAGCACUGCCGCUGCUGUGGCCGGUGGUGAUGCGCUGCUCACCCCGCUCUACGCCUUGACGGUGCUCGUGCGUCUCGCUUUCAACGCGCUGGUCGUGCUGCUCCCUCCGCUGGGUCUGUUUCUGUGGUGGCAGCGACGCCAGCGCAUGGCUCUCCACGCCGUGUGGCUCCGGGAGCGGGCGAUCGCCCAAGCCAUGGCGACGCCAGCCAUUCUCGAGGCGUUCGUUGCCGCCGACAAUGACCCUACUGCGUCCACCACCAAGCCAUCGUCCUCGGACCACCCUGGCGUGGGACCAUCGUCCGCAUCUGCAACUGCAGCUUCAUCACUGCCGAAUGCCUCAGGAUUGAAUUUUCGCGCGCUACCUUUCCGAGAUUUGUUUACCACGCUUGGCGCAAAUUUGGUCAAUGACAGCUCUCUGAGCGAGCAAGACACAGUGCCAACUCGCGCGUCCAACGGCAACGCUGCCAUUUCGGCCACCACGUUGACAAGCAUGUCGCCGGAAGAGCUCGACGCGCUGCUGGACACGCACGGCUUCCGUUCGUCCGUUCCGUAUCGCGCGUUUCAACCAAUCUUGCAGCUCAUUAUGCGCGAUUUCGUCAACGGAUGGUACCAAACGUUCAGCACGCACGAGCAAUUCUCGGCUCAGAUGCAGACCGUCAUCGGUCGUGUUCUCGUCCAGUUCCACGCUCAAGCAUCCUUGGUGUCCCGGGAAGAGCUCACCAAGGCAUGUGUGCAAGUGAUAAUGCAGCACCUGCAGACUGUAGCCCAGCAAGACAAGUACAAUGCCUCGCUUGCCGCCGUCGCCACCACAGCAGACGCAUCAUUGCAGCAACACGACGAAUCGCAGCAGCCACCUGGCCAGCAACAACACCAGCAAGACUCGCCUCAGCAAGCGGUGCUACAGCAACCGACUGCGCUACAGGCCGAGCAUUCGCGGCUCAAUCCAAAAUCACACGACCUAUCACUCACGAACGACUUUGUGUCGUCGUCGGGCUCUGAAUCGGACAACAGCAGCAUCAUAGACGAGGACACUGACGAAAGCGACUUCUCUGACGACGCUGACUCGCUCGACCCAGAUUUCGACAGCUCCAGCCUUGAUUUGGAUGCCGCCAGUCGGCUCGAAUCGCAUGCAGAGAACGAUGCAGCAGCGGGCAGCAACCAGCUCGCUACCGACGUUCCAACAGCAACCAAUGCUGAAGAUGCCGACGAAGCGCUUGACAUUUUAAAUGUGAGCACCAUGAGCGAGCGAAUUGCUCACCGCAGCCUCAGAUACAGGUCCGCGUCGGAGGCUGCAGAGGCCGCCUCGAUUGCUGCUCUCCCGCCCACGCCCGUUCUUGGCCGGUCUUUCAUGACUAGUGACAGUCACGAUGCUGGCAUACCCAUUCCCGGGUUGGACGCGACGGCAGGCGGAGUUGGAGCCGCGGCUGGGAGCUCGUUUGGAGCAUCCAUGACGUACAAUCCGCUGGACGACGACAAUGGCUUGCUUGCCACGAGCGCAUCCAUGCUACCGCACCCUGUGCUUCUCGCGUCGGCUUCCGGAGACGCUGUAUUGGACGAUCUGUUUGACGAGUCUCCUGUCACAUCCAACCUGUACGUGCGCGAGUCUCAGGCAGCUCGAGUCGCUGCCGAGGACGCUCCUUCUCCUUUGACAAUCUCGGCAUUGACAAGUCUUUCAAGCACCGCCGCGCCGACUGACAGUCAGCCGCUGCUGAUGCCUAGUCCCGAGCCUCAGUCGAGUGCCAUCGUGCCUCCUUCAGUUUCCAGCACAGCGACCGCAUCCGCUCUUGAUACCGCGGUACGAGAGCAUCCAGAGCUGGUCACUCCUGAGGACGCGGAUACCAACCAAUCGUUUGCUCCUCUCGAUGGGUUGCCUCGCCGACGGCACCGACGCACUCGUCGCGCCGGAACACGCCGAACAAGUACAACAUUCACCGAGCCCUCCAUCAUGCCGCCUGCACAUGACCGUGCGACAGUUGCGCCGCCGCCCUUGCACUUUGCCAUGGCAAGCGCGGAGACUGAAAUGAUUUACUAUCGUCAGAUUGUUGACGUGAUUUUAAGCCUGUGUCUUCCGACCGCCGAAUUUCGCUGCGACUCUGCACGCUCUCUCUUUCGAGAGGUCGUUGUUUGCACUGUCGUCAAGCCGCUUGUCGACACCAUGAUUCAGCCAUGGUGGCUGAAUGAACUGAUCCGUGAUGUCACCUCCGACACACCGCCCUUCGUUCCGACUGCCGAGGAUUUGGGCUUUUCGCUUGAGCCUUCGCAGUCAGGUCCGUCCACUCUGGUGCCGCCGGCAUCCAGUCUGCCGUCGACCGCAACUGCAACAGAUUCAGGUCCAGCCACGGUGUCGUCUCCCGCAUCAUCCAUCAUCACCACCACCACCACCACCACCGCCAACACCACCGCUGCUGUCGCUGCUGCUGCCGCUCCGCCAACAUUGGGCGAGGCUGACACUUCAACAGACCUCGAUAGCUCUCGUUCAGAGUCGGGGGUUGACGGAGGAGCUGGUGAUGCGCUUCCGCCGCUGUUAUCCUCGUCGCCACCAUCGUCAUUGACAAGCUUGGGAUCGAACAUGCCAGCAGCAGCACUCGACCAGAGUGCUGAGGCAAUACGAGCUCGAGCCGGCAGUCAGGUCCUUGUCCCGCGCUCUUUGCUUCAAGUCUCGAUUCCGAACUUUGAAGUUGAGCGUGUUGCAGGCAGCUCGCCUUUUGCAGUCUAUGUCAUUCGUGUUGUCAUUCAUCUGCCCGCUCCCAACCUUUCAACCAAGUCCAACUCAUCGGACGGCUUGGCCUCCGACUCGGGCAGCUCCAGCACCACUGGCACUACGACGGCGAAAGGGAUUGAGCACGGCUUGAUUGUCGUACGACGAUUUCGUCAGUUUGAUGAGCUGCACGAGCGCCUUUGUCGAACGUUUUCUCAAGUGCGCGCGCUGGAUUUGCUUGGAGCCAAUAACAAAUUUAUGAGCUUCCGCACCCCGUUCGGCAACUUGAACCCGACCCUGUUGGAAAACCGUCGACGCCUACUCGAAAAGUAUCUUCAGACAAUCACGAGUUUGCCCGAGAUUGUUUGCAAUGAAGCGUUGCAAGUGUUCCUUGACAUCUCUCCCGAGAUUGCGCGCGCGCUUCAGACCGAGGCCGCGCUCUUGCUGGCGCAGUCUCCGGCAGCAUGGUCGUCCUCGUCUUCUGUACUCUCUGGUAAUGCGACUGCUGGCGUUUCGCACUUCAAGAUCCAAGUACCCACGGCUGUCGCGGACAACACCAACAAGGCCGUGUAUGAAGCCUUCUUGCAAGUCAUGCACGAACUUUACGAGCAGCAAAAGCUCGGACACCAGUUUGCAGAAUCGCUUCACCAUCGAAAGUUGUCCUUGCUGAUGUCGUUGCUUCCGCCCAUCGUGUCCUGGCGGUUUCAGCAGUCUCGAAAACGGAAGGAGGCCCAGUCCACUGCCGAGGCAACCGAGGAGCACGGAUUCUCGCCAGCAGUGUCGUCUCCGCCAUUGCGAGACUUUUUGUUUGACUUUGCAUCCCAGGUUUUGCUUGGAGACACCUCCAGCGGUCCCAAGAGCGACCUGUUGCGCUUAUUGUUUGACAACCUCGUUGGCGACUUUGCAGAACGAUUUGUUCGACAUGAAGUCGAUGACCUGUUUUCCGAUGCGCAACUUUGCAAGUAUGCCGUGCUGCUCCGUCGAUCUGUGUGGCCGAACGGCCAGCUUGGUGAAACGCUUCCGCCACCCACCGAAGAACACAAAGCGCGUGUCGCCCAAGAAGCACGCGCCGGGUUGGCCGGCAUGCUUCCAGGCUGGGUUCGAAAGGUGCUUGGAGACCAUCCAACGGACGUGCUUUGGCAAGCUGCUCAAGACCCCACUCUCAACAAGAAUGCACUGCUCUGCUUGAUUGAUCAGUUUAUCGCCCAUCUCGCUCCAGAGAGUGUUCAACCAGAGUUUUGGUCCUUUAUCGAUGGUCGGCACAAGCGGAUGCGUUGAGACUUGAAUACUCCCCUUGCCCCCUUUGUUUUGUUCGGUGCGCAUCAAUGUAGCAAGCAGAAGUACAUUGGCUAACAUUCGAAAAAAAAAGCAAUACACACAGAAAAUAAAACCAAACCAACUUAAACA